UCCACAUUCAUCAACUCAUCGCGGGACCCUAGGAUGUCGCGCGAUUCGAUUACAGGUGGAGCUGCCGACCCGCAAGCCGGGUCUUCUUCUCAAGUUCAAUCGGCAGCAGUUAGUAAACGGCUUGCCGUGUUGCCGGAGGAGUUGCUUCUUCAGAUCUUCCAGGCCGUAGGCCAAAGCUCGCGCCGUGAUCUUUGUGCCGUCUCUCUCGUCAACAAGAGCUGGCACGAGCUCGCCGACGCCACCCUCUACAAGAGCAUCCGCUUCGACAACCCGGAGCAGCACUUAGUCUUCAGUACAUCCCUGAGCCGUCGCAUGCGACGUGGCUCUGCUAUCCAGGAUAUUAGUCUUGAAUACCCCACGCAUGAGCUCUCGCACCUGAGACUUGACGGCCACAUCCAUGGCUCUCACUAUGCGCCAGAUCGCUUCGAGGCGUUGUCGAGAACGAUCAGCACCAUGAGCAACCUCGAGACCUUGGAGGUGUCGGUGCCGGUCACUAUGCUCCAUGGCAUCGGCGCGCUGUUCAACGGACCGUUUGACCUGGCCUGCUUGAAGACCUGCACCCUGUUCUACCAGUGCCCGGACGACGCGUAUUGGGAUCUGCGGGAGAACAUCCACAUCUUUGCCCACCCUACGCUGGAGACCCUCACCAUCAGACGCGCGAAGCUGGACUAUCGCGGCUUUGACUUUAUCGAACGCCCGCACGAGACAACGCUGCAGAAGCUGCACCUCAUCGAGUGUGACAUCAGCGAUGACGCCUUGUCGGAUGUCCUGGAGUUCCCGGAAGGGCUGCGGGAGUUCGUCAUGACGCAAGCCGCGGAGCCUGCCCCCGAGCUGGAGGAGAGCUCAGACAACUUCAGCGAUUACAUCAUGGCGCUGAAAUCCCAGGCUCACUCCAUGGAGUCCAUCACCAUCGACCACCCGACCCUCACUGGUCGAAAGCCCUUGCGCAUGAGGAACUACGAGGUGCUGAGUUCGCUCCGCAUGAAUUGGGAUUACCAGCUAUUCGGCAAGUCGUCCAAGAAGCCGCGCCUGCACACGGUGGGCCUGCCGCCCCAGCUGGAGGUGCUGGAGUUCUUCAACGAGCUUGGCACGGACGGGGAGGUCACCGAGUUGUUGGAGUACACCCUGCAGGUUGCCAACGUCACGAACAGCAAGCUAAAGACCAUGGUCGUUGUUCCGGGCGACAAUGGUGUGCCGAAGGAGGUUGCUGCUGCUUGCAAGAUGGGAGGCGUUCGGUUGGAUAUCAUUGGCGCUUUUCCGGACUCGGAAGAUGAGGGCGAUCUGGAUAGCGCGGGAGAUUCAUCCUGAAAGGAGGGUGUGGAGUAAAGUAUGCAUAUAUAUAUAUAAGAAGUAGAAAACAGCACUGCCUCGUUCAUUGUGGCCAUGGCGCUAUGGAUUAGAGGCGGCGAUGAUUGGAUUCCCGGAGAUGAUAGAGAGAUGAUUAUUACCCAAGACCGAGAAGAUACAGAGAAACCUAGAUGGUAGAUUUUUGUUUAAGUUUUUAAAUGCUAGAGGUUCGUCAAA
Truncatella angustata is the source of this 1524-nucleotide messenger RNA. RefSeq lists its product as uncharacterized. The record is from RefSeq and is a predicted model, not a curated record. Bases 34 to 1308 code for a protein of 424 amino acids. Lineage: Eukaryota; Fungi; Ascomycota; Sordariomycetes; Amphisphaeriales; Sporocadaceae. Gene Ontology annotation, molecular function: protein binding. The transcript has a single exon.